UCGACGCACUGAGGUCAGUGCUUCACCGUUUGUUGACUAGCAGACAACUCGUCGUUAAGGACACCACCUCUUCUCAUCGUCAGAUCGAUCCACCAUCUUGAAGAUUUUCGCGGAACUCCUGCAGCCCUGGUGACAGACGUAAUCACCUGAAAAUCGAGUUCAUCUGACAUUCAAGGAAAUGCCGCCAAUCAAGCCGAAGAAAAAUCGCGGCAAAGGGUUCACGGCAUGCUGCGAUUACUCGAGCUCCGAUUCUGACUCCUACGACUCGGACGAAAGCUGCAGCUGCACCGAUUCCGACUGUGAACCGAGGCGUCGUAGGAAAGGAAAAUCGAGGAAGAAAACACAGUCGAAAAAAAUCAAGACAAAGUCGAAGUCUACUGCAAAAGGGGGCAAGUCCAAGAGGAGGAACGGGCGGAAAAACGACGUGUCGUCUGCCUCGUCGUGCGACUGUUCGGAUUGUUGGUCGGACAGCGACUCGGACUCAUCCUUCGAAAGCUGCUCAUUGGCCUCCGGAUGUCCUCCAAGAAGAUCCGGCAAAUCAUCGUGCAAGUAAACGAUCGCUUUUGAAACCGUCAAAUUGGAUCGUUCGAUGGUAGAGCGACGAAUUGAUCCAUCGAAGUUCGAAUACCAGGCUUGGUCCUGUUCGGAGCAGAAGUGAUGUCGUGGAAUCAGCUUUUUUCUUCGUUUAUUUUGUCACUUUUCGCUCCGUGUCACCGUUUUGUGCCAUAAAUAUUACUGACGUAAUCUAUCUGCAGCGCGUCAUUGACUGAAUUGUUCCUUUCUGAUGAAACUUUGACUCCUUCAAAUUGAUAGCCACUUUAAUUUGUCGUAUGAGUAUCUGUGCUGAAAUAUCAUCGAAUUCAACGUGUCACUGUUAUUUUCAUUGUAUUAAUUUAUACGCGAUAUCGUUGUGAAUUCAUUACGUCAUCAAUUUACCAAAGCAGAAAGCUGUAGAAAUUCGUUAAACGCUAUAUCAUAUUGUCGCGAAUUCCUGCAGUGCUACUCCAGAUUAGAUUGUGUGGGUAAUGCAUGUCUUCCCAUACUGUUUGCAGCUGGCUGCGUUUCUAUUUAUCAUAAAUUAUUUACAUUUAUAUUACGUUGUAUUAGAAUAUUGUCAUCGUGUUAUAA
Messenger RNA from Diprion similis, 1128 nucleotides. RefSeq lists its product as uncharacterized. The transcript is spliced from 2 exons. The record is from RefSeq and is a predicted model, not a curated record. The coding region runs from base 179 to 553 and encodes 124 amino acids. NCBI's taxonomy places the organism in Eukaryota, Metazoa, Arthropoda, Insecta, Hymenoptera, Diprionidae.